Penicillium salamii is the source of this 1878-nucleotide messenger RNA. The record is from the annotation of a GenBank genome assembly. NCBI's taxonomy places the organism in Eukaryota, Fungi, Ascomycota, Eurotiomycetes, Eurotiales, Aspergillaceae.
AUGCCCCGCCUCAUCUCAAAGUUUGCCGGAUGGCUUGCGAGAGCUUCCGUGCAAGAUAUAUUCAGUCUCUGUGGGCUCCUCGCUCUCGUGUGCUGGCUAUCUUAUAGCCUCGGACGCCGAUACAGCCACUGGCCUUUGAGAUUGCAGCACGCAAUAUCCUGGAGACGCUUCUUCCAAGCGCCAACACCAGGCCCGCUCCAGUGGCUGGAUAUACCAUCAUACUUGCAAGGGGGGAUAGUUGCGGCCCUGGUGAUUGCCAACAUCAUUGCAGUCAGCGUUCAUGUUCGAUCAUGGGCGGAAGUGCAGAAGCGAGCUGGAUGCUUGGCGGUCACACACCUUGUUCCCCUUUACUCCGGAUUUAGCUUCAGUCUCCCGGCCCUUGUUUACCGCGUUGAACGGGGCACGGUGCAAUGGGCUCAUCGGUGGCUAGGCCGCAUUUGCGCGUUGCAUUGCCUGCUUCAUGGGUCCGUCUUAGGCACAGUCGCUCGAAAUACAAGACUCGCAGCUCCCCUCGUCAUUCCGCUCGUGGCUGGCUGUAGUCUCCUGUCGAUCCUGCCUUGGACACUCGCUGCGAUUCUUCGACGUUGGCCGCAACUGGGCCUGAAGGUCCACCAUGUGCUUGCUUCCAUCGCCACCGGCACCCUUGCCUACCAUUUGAUCGACCGCGCAUCGGCCUACCGCUGGGUUCUACUGGGCGGAAUUUGCACCGGAUUGGGCUGGAGUGUUGGGACAUGUCUGUAUACCAUGUGGUUCCACAGGUCGUGGCGCAUCACCUCGCGACGGGCGCUCGCGCGGUCUUUCAACCGGCUCUUAUGGCUUGAUAUUGCGGUUCCCAUGGAGUGGGUGGCUCAACCGGGGCAGUAUGUACAGCUCUGGAUGCCACGCUUAGGGGUGAGGUCCUCCUUGCAGCUUCCAGCAUUCUACGUGGCGUCCGUGGGCACAAUGGACAAUCCGCCAGGAGCACAGACCACUCGCAUGUUACGCAUAGUGACCCGACCCCGACCGGGCGUGACUGGAAGGAUCGCACAAGCCGCGGAUCAUGCGACAUACUCGACGAUUCAUUUUCCGGUCUGCGUGCUGGGUCCGUAUGGGCAUCCACCUAGCCUUGGCCAGUACGGGACCGUUGUCUUUGUACUUGAAGAUAUUGGACUCUUCCGCGCGCUACCGUUCAUACGACAUCUCGUUCAAGAAAGUCGAAGCCGGAAGAAUGCGGUGCGACGGCUAGAAGUCCUGUGGCAAGUGAGGCUGAAGAAUUUCAACCAUUCCCGCUGGGUGGGGGAUGAAAUCUCGCAAAUCCUCGAACUCGACCGUAUGUUUGACCGAAACGAUUGUCCCGAGCAUAGACACCGUAAUGACCGGGGAUUCGAUAUCCUGCAGUUCACCACACAUAUCCUAGAUACCCAGCCCGUGGACCGAAUUCGUUACCGUAACCGUACGCGCUUGAAAUAUCAUUUCCACGCUAUCAAUAUCGACAAGGAGCUGGCACGACUUGGGGAUGGUAGAGGCGGGACGACCGCGGUUUCGGUGUGCGCAAGCAAGUCGACACGCGCAGCAGUACGUCGCAUCGUUCAUUCCAGAACGAGUGGUGAUUGCAGAUUGAUUGACCUGGAUCAAGAACCCUCUUGUGAGUGGUGGGCAGACGUUGACCCUUUCGUCCAUGACGCGUCCGAAACGGUUGCAGCACCAAGAGAACCCUCCAAUACUGGAAGGGUGUUUGAGCCCGGUGCACCUGCUGUUCCCGAGCAAGCCACUCGGCUGUCCGGAGAAACCUUGGUGGAUAAGACGCGAUCUUGGCAGAGUGAUGAUUCGGCGGUUAGAGGACAGAGCGCCAAUCACAAAAAAUGGGUCCGGCAGAAAAUCACCGAAGGCGGCGUCUAG